AUGGACACGAUCACAGUGACGGGUAAUCUGCUGCACAUCUUCUCUCGCAAGGAGCGAGCGAAGCGAAAGCGCCAAUCGCACGAACCCGAGCACCUGGGCUUGCUUCCAGUGUCUGCUCAUCCGGGGCCCCGCUCAACGCACCCUCGGCCACUCUCCUCCUUCGCACCCGCGCCAACCUCGCACCCACAGUCUCGACGAGGCCACGGUGGGUUCCUGUAUGAGCUGGGCCUGGGCGUGGGGGAUGGAGUCGGAGUUAGGGUUGGCCAGGGAGGAUCCGGCGGGUAUUCUGCUUCGUCGCAGGCCCGCCAGGCCAGCUCCAGCUCCAGCACCAGCACCAGCAACAGCAACAGCACCGGCACGGCAUCUCAACAAUACUAUUAUGCCCGAGAAAGGAGGAGUGGCCCGCACCAGCAAGAGUACCACCACCAACACCCAUAUCAUCAUCAUGAGCACCACAAUGCGAUGCCACCUCCACAACAAUCUUAUCCGCCCUCCCGCGCAUCCGUCGACUUGUCGGGAGGCUAUCCAGCCCUGCCGACCUACGACCCAUCCAAAUACCCUCCCAUUCAGCCGUCUUUCACCGACUCCACCGUCGAUUCCUUUGCCUGGCACCAUCACCUGCCGGGCCAAUCAUCCCGACUAAGCGAAGUGCACUAUCACGACGCGCGCCCAUCGUCCAUGUACUUCCAGCCGCCGCGGGUUCCCAACCUGUGCGCGGCACCCCCGUUACCCCAACUCCAACCACCAUCCCAACCCCAAUCUCGAGCGGUUCGGAAUCAGCCGACCGUGGCGUCGAGCCACCAUCCCAAUAUGGGCUCCACGGAGCAUCACCGCUCCUCGAGACCGGGUGAUGGCAGGGAACGCAGUUUCUCGGAGCCCAUGCCCGCGGCUGCCGCUGGGCAGAGCUCCCGGGGCCCGCGACGGGCCAAGCCGGUCUUGUCGAGAUUGAUUACCAACUUUUGA
Penicillium diatomitis is the source of this 963-nucleotide messenger RNA. RefSeq lists its product as uncharacterized. The transcript has a single exon. The record is from RefSeq and is a predicted model, not a curated record. NCBI's taxonomy places the organism in Eukaryota, Fungi, Ascomycota, Eurotiomycetes, Eurotiales, Aspergillaceae. The coding region runs from base 1 to 963 and encodes 320 amino acids.